Messenger RNA from Tarenaya hassleriana, 1956 nucleotides. RefSeq names its product dihydrolipoyllysine-residue acetyltransferase component 2 of pyruvate dehydrogenase complex, mitochondrial. The record is from RefSeq and is a predicted model, not a curated record. Gene Ontology annotation, molecular function: dihydrolipoyllysine-residue acetyltransferase activity. The transcript is spliced from 19 exons. Gene Ontology annotation, biological process: pyruvate decarboxylation to acetyl-CoA. Bases 84 to 1721 code for a protein of 545 amino acids. Lineage: Eukaryota; Viridiplantae; Streptophyta; Magnoliopsida; Brassicales; Cleomaceae. Gene Ontology annotation, cellular component: pyruvate dehydrogenase complex.
GGGAAUAAAAAAAGCCCUAACAACAGUCUUCCUCACCCAUUGUAGCGAAACCGGAUCGGCUGAAGCAUUUCCGGUGUCACGCCAUGGCUUAUGCUUCCCGUAUCAUCAAUCAUUCCAAGAAGUUGAAAAGUGUUUCCACAUUAAUCCGGCAUGAGCAUGCUGUGGCCGUCCGUUGCUUCUCGAAUGAUGCACAUCCCCCUCUCGGUAGAAGAGAAGAUAUCUUCAAGGCCCACCUUGAUCAUUCCCCACUGCAGAGGAUGUCCAGAACUAAUACCAGAAAUGUGUCGGUGCCUAGCAGUUUCAGUGGUAAUUUUUCCACAAUGACAGCAAAAUUAAUCAAUAGAGUGGGAGGGCCACUACUUGCGAAAGAAUUCACUUGUUCCCAGAUGCUUUCAGUCAGAGAAUUUUCAUCCAGUUCAGAUCUCCCCCCUCAUCAAGAAAUUGGAAUGCCUUCUCUCUCGCCAACAAUGACUGAGGGAAACAUUGCUAGGUGGCUGAAGAAAGAGGGUGAUAAAGUUUCUCCUGGCGAAGUACUCUGUGAAGUUGAAACCGACAAGGCCACAGUAGAAAUGGAAUGCAUGGAAGAGGGCUAUCUCGCCAAGAUAAUAAAGGGAGAUGAGUCAAAAGAAAUUAAAGUUGGAGAGGUAAUUGCUAUCACAGUCGAAGAUGAAGAGGACAUUGGAAAGUUCAAAGAUUACACUCCAUCAUCUGAUACUGGUUCUUCCGCUCCUAAAGCAGAACCAGCUUCUGCCCCACCAAAGAUAGAGAAGGUUGAGCAGCCAGCCAGCUCUCCUGAACCCAAGAUUUCCAAGCCCAGCCCUUCAGCUUCUGAAGAUCGAAUUUUCGCAAGUCCUCUUGCGAGGAAGAUUGCUGAAGACAGUAACGUACCUCUCUCAAGCAUCAAAGGAACAGGUCCUGAUGGACGGAUAGUGAAGGCUGAUAUCGAAGAUUACUUAGCUUCACGUGGUAAAGAUGUUACUGCCAAGCCAUCCAAGGGUGUGGAUGCUAAGGUUCCAGCUCUGGACUAUGUUGACCUUCCUCACUCUCAGAUACGGAAGGUCACAGCCUCACGUUUGUCAUUCUCGAAACAAACUAUUCCUCACUACUACCUAACUGUGGAUACAUGUGUUGACAAAUUGAUGGAUCUACGGAGCCAACUCAAUUUGUUGCAAGAGUCUUCGGGUGGGAAACGGAUAUCUGUCAAUGAUCUCGUUAUUAAGGCUGCUGCAUUGGCUCUCCAUAAAGUUCCUCAGUGCAACAGUUCAUGGACUGACGAGUAUAUCCGCCAGUAUAGCAACGUCAACAUCAACGUAGCUGUACAGACAGAGAACGGGCUCUAUGUCCCUGUUGUAAAGGAUGCAGACAAGAAAGGGCUCUCCAAAAUAGCAGACGAGGUUCGGCUCUUGGCACAAAAAGCGAAAGAGAACAGCUUAAAGCCAGAAGAUUACGAGGGAGGAACAUUCACGGUCUCCAACUUGGGAGGGCCAUUCGGCAUCAAGCAAUUCUGCGCCGUCAUCAAUCCACCUCAAGCCGCCAUUCUAGCAGUUGGAUCCGCCGAAAAGAGGGUCAUACCUAGUAAUGGUCCGGAGCAAUUCAAGUUUGCAUCAUACAUGUCUGUAACACUGAGCUGUGACCACCGUGUAAUAGACGGAGCCAUUGGAGCUGAAUGGCUGAAAGCAUUCAAGGGAUACAUGGAGAACCCUGAAUCUAUGUUGCUCUAAAAACACACAUUUCUCUGUUUUGAUGGAAACCCUUCAUACUAAUUUCAUCACUUCAUCCCAGAAAAUGUCUGGUGGCUCAUAAAGUUUCAAUCUUGGAAUAAACAGCGGUGGUGAGGGAUUCAAGGUUUGUCCUGUAAAAGCCGGAUUUUUGGGGGGUUGAUCCCUGGGUUGUUAAAAUAACACCACAUUUAUUACUACUUUUCUUCAAUAAAUCAUAAUAUGUUUGAUUUGAAUA